AUGGGUGAUCCUAAUUUAACGGAUUUACGAAAACAAUGUCUUAGUAGUUUAUAUUCGUGCACAGAAAACAUAUCGAAAUAUUUAGAUGUUGAAAAAAGUAGUGAAUAUGAAAAAAUGAAGUUAUACGUGAAAGAAUAUUGUAUGAUGGAAGCACAAGAAGAUGUAGCGGCACAGGCAUUAGAAAAAGCCAAGGGAGAAAUUGAUUCUUCAAAUGUGGACAGCCUAGAUACAAAUUUUGAAUCAAACUUAUGUAUUAUGGCAAAAAAACAGUUUAACUGUUGA
This is a messenger RNA of Pieris macdunnoughi, 282 nucleotides long. NCBI's taxonomy places the organism in Eukaryota, Metazoa, Arthropoda, Insecta, Lepidoptera, Pieridae. The record is from the annotation of a GenBank genome assembly.